Molecule: messenger RNA, 1892 nt
Organism: Hypomesus transpacificus
Lineage: Eukaryota; Metazoa; Chordata; Actinopteri; Osmeriformes; Osmeridae
Gene: zfyve19
Product: zinc finger, FYVE domain containing 19
Exons: 11
Coding region: 180-1454 (424 amino acids)
Biological process (GO): mitotic cytokinesis checkpoint signaling; abscission
Cellular component (GO): midbody; centrosome; cleavage furrow
Molecular function (GO): phosphatidylinositol-3-phosphate binding; metal ion binding
Source: RefSeq, a predicted model, not a curated record
UCAACUUCCUGAACACUUCCUGGUUAACUUACAGAUGAAUUUAGCAACAUCAUAGAGAAGUCAGUUUAUAAAAUACUUGGCUUCAUGGAUACACAAUUUUCAUCGACCAAGUGACAUAAAACAGUGGCAUUGAAACAAGAUUAGCAAUUCUCUUUACUGUCGUUAAUUCAUGCAGCGAGAUGAACAACCGUUGUUAUUGUUGUGCCUCAAAAUUUUCACUUUUCAAGAAAGAGCUGGGUUGUAAAAGUUGCGGUCGUUCUUUUUGCUCUGGAUGUCUUACUUACAACGCAGUAGUGCCUCGAUAUGGCAACACUCAGCAGAAGGUCUGCAAACAAUGUCACGGAAACCUCACAAGUAGCGAGAAACAAAACGACGCUGCAAAAUGGUCCCCACCUGAAAACUACAAAAAACGGAUUGCUGCUCUGGAGGCUAAACAAGGUCAGCCGGGGAAUGGAGGCAGCGGGAAAGCCAAAGCUGGCUCAGCCGUCACUCCCACACCAACCAGAGGCUUGAGUAAAGAGGAUCGGGCUAUCGCUGAGAGGCUGCAGAGACUGAAGGAGGACACUAAACCAAAAUCCAUCCCGUCAGAGAAGGAGAUAGAGUCCCGCCUAGCCGCCCUGAAGGCCCCCAGCCAGCCGGUUCCCUCUGCAGGGGAGAUGGAGGAUCGCCUUGCUGCCCUGCAGGGCAGGCCUCUCUCCUCUCAAGCUCCUCCCCCUGUACAUAAGCCGCCAGAUAACCGGACCCAGACAGAACAGGCCAAUGAUCUGAUAACACAAAUGUCAGAGGAAGUCGCCAUAGACAACAAUCAGCCGAAUCGUGAUGGGUUAGACUGCACUCUGAACGACCUGAACAAGCGAGAGGGACUGGAGGAGAACCUGGACGAGGGGCGGCACGAGGCGAGGAGGCUGGAGGCUGAGGGGAACCGCCUGCUGGCCGAGGCCGUGGAUGAGCUGAGGCAGGACCGGGCCUCCCAGGAACACGUCCUGCAAAUGGCCAAGAGACUGGCUCAGCUGAGGGGACAGGACCCUGACAAAGUCACCCUGGAGGACUUCCAGCACCCAGACAGCGAGGAGGAGUCCGAGGAGGAGGCCAUGGCCAGGAUAAUGAAACAGCUGACUGAGGAAGCCGCCCUGGACCAGGCCAGUGGGUACAACAUUCCUCCAGAGCACAGCGGCCCGAGGAACACUGAAAAGAAGGCUGCCAGCAAGACACCGGCCGCAGGUCCGGGCCCCCAGACCAGACCCUCGCUCGGGGCUCGUCAGGACUCUGACUGUGAUGACGAGGAGCUUCCCUGGUGCUGCAUCUGCAACGAGGACGCCUCGCUCCGCUGUCACACCUGCGACGGAGACCUGUACUGCAACCGCUGCUUCAGGGAGGGCCAUGAUAAAUACGACAGGAAGGAGCAUCGCACGGCCAGCUACACGCCUCCUCGGAAGACGAAGAACAGGACUUGAGGCUGUUGGCCUGGGGAGGCCCAGAGUGACAGUCUGGUUCUGUAGGUGGGACUGGGAACUGUACAACCCUUCUGGUUCACAGAACACCGUUCUAAAUUCAACCUAUUGUUCAGAGCCGGCGCAGAGCUGUAAUCAUGUUGCUACGUUAGCAUAAUGCCAAGUGGAGUUGCGGAUCAGGGAUGCAGAAUAAGGCUGUAGCUCUGUCAUGUACCCUAGAUUAAUCUAAUGCUGUAACAACAGUUAGUAAUUUUAAACUGUCGGGAACUUGUCAGAUUUGUCCUGUUAAUAUGUAAUCGCUCAAAUUAAUCUUUGUUUGCCAAUUUUAAUAUGUGACGUAACUCUGGUUUACUCACAUAACAUGUUAAAUAUUGUAUUUUAACAAUACUCUAAUCUUAAACUCUAAAUUGGAAUUCUUCUAAAUAAAGUCUGGUAGCUGGA